CGCUGUCUGUGGUGCUGGACUGGCACUGGUCACGUGUUCCUCGAGCGCUUAGACCCAUGGCACGUCCACAGCGUUGCGCUAUAGCGGUCCAGGAGCAGCCGCUUAUCGCUCCUCUAUUGGGUUAGAUGGUUUCCUCACGUCCCUCAUUCAUGUGUGCUGCUUGAGGAGGGGGAGGGGCGGCAGGGAUUCCCACGAAGGGAAGGGGUUACAAAUAUCGCGUUGCUGCCGUCCAGUCUGCAGUUUGGGGGAAGUGAAGAUAGAUCACAAACAAGAGAGGAACCACGGAAGAUGAAUGAACGCGACAGUACGUAAGGGACGCUUUGUAAGUUAUGUUUUCUGGACCGGACAGACUGAAACACCGCACCGUACCAGCGCUAGUUUCUCAUACUAUCAGCCCGGACAAGAAACAUGAGACGAGGGCACCAGCGAACCACAGCCCCGCUCUGAGCUCCGAACACCCCGUUCUUUGUAGCUGCAGACGCACAAGAGAAACAAGAUCGCGUUUCUUUGCAUGAUGAAGCCAUCCUACGCAAGUGUGUGUUUAUAAACUCUGAUAUCGUGCGUUUUAUCCACGAAUGAUGGCAGUUCCGCCCCGUGCGCCCUUCCGACGUGUCACGGGACCUUCUGGAGCACUCUCCCGGUGGCUCUGAAUGAUCUGGUGAAGCAGACACUUUGUGGAGUAGUGUGCUGUUCGUAAACGGGAGUCCCAGCCAUGGAUGACUCGGGAAUAAUAAGACGACGUAGGCUGCAGGAUUUGCCCCUGCCCCGCAAGAACAGCAGCUGUCGUGCCAGUAACAGGAAGAGUUUGAUCCUGACCACCACGUCUCCCACAAUGCCACGGCCACACUCACCCCUGCCCCUCCCUGGACAUCUUGGAAGCAGCCCCCUGGACAGCCCCCGAAACUUCUCCCCCAGUAAUCCGGCUCACUUCUCCUUUACCUCAUCCAGAAGAGCGGAUGGCAGGAGAUGGUCCCUGGCGUCCCUGCCCUCAUCCGGAUAUGGCACCAACACACCCAGCUCCACGUCAUCUAGUUCGUCCCAGGAGCGUCUGAACCAGCUGCCUUUCCAGCCCACCAUGGAAGAGCUGCACUUUCUGUCCAAACAUUUUGGCAGCUCGGAGAGUAUCACAGACGAUGAUGGGGGGCGCUGUUCACCUCACAUGAGACCACGCUCGCGCAGUCUCAGCCCGGGACGGUCCUCCUCCUGCUAUGACAAUGAGAUAGUGAUGAUGAACCAUGUGUACAAAGAGCGCUUUCCUAAGGCCACCACUCAAAUGGAGGGGCGCCUGGCUGAGUUCAUCAAAGUCUACUCUCCGGACAAUACUCUUCCUUUGGCUGAUGGAGCACUGAGCUUCAUUCACCACCAGAUCGUUGAACUUGCCCGGGACUGCCUCGCUAAAGCCCAGGAAGGCCUCAUCACAUCGGUCUACUUCUUUGAACUGCAGGAGAACUUGGAGAAACUCAUCCAUGAAGCCAUUGAGCGAUCGGAGAGUGCAGAGGUCACAUUCAUCACAGAGAUGGUGAAGAAACUGCUCAUCAUUAUCUCCAGACCGGCACGACUUUUGGAGUGUCUGGAGUUUAACCCAGAGGAGUUCUACCAUCUGCUGGAAGCCGCAGAGGACCACGCCAAAGAGGGACACCUCAUGAAGACUGAUAUUCCUCGCUACAUCAUCAAUCAGCUGGGUCUGACCCGGGACCCUAUUGAAGAGAUGGUGAACCUGGACAGUUACGACAGCGAGGGCCCAGUGACGCCUGAGACAGAUGACUCCACUGAGGGAAAAAUAAAAACGAUGAAGCCUCCAGGAGAAGCCGACUUCCAGACCAUCAAGCUGAUCAGUAAUGGAGCAUAUGGGGCGGUGUAUCUAGUGCGACAUCUGGAGACUCGGCAGCGUUUCGCCAUGAAGAAGAUCAACAAACAAAACCUGAUGCUGAGGAACCAGAUCCAGCAGGCCUUUGUGGAGCGGGAUAUCCUGACCUUCGCUGAGAACCCCUUUGUGGUCUCCAUGUUCUGCUCCUUUGAGACCAGGAGGCACCUUUGCAUGGUUAUGGAGUAUGUGGAAGGUGGAGACUGUGCCACUCUUCUGAAGAACAUUGGCGCUCUGCCUUUGGAAAUGGCACGGCUUUACUUUGCAGAGACUGUGCUGGCUUUAGAAUACCUGCACAACUACGGCAUUGUGCAUCGUGACCUCAAACCUGACAACCUUCUGAUAACAUCAAUGGGCCACAUCAAACUGACUGACUUUGGCCUGUCUAAGAUCGGGCUGAUGAACCUCACCACAAACCUGUACGAAGGGCACAUUGAGAAGGAUACCCGGGAGUUCCUGGAUAAACAAGUGUGUGGUACUCCGGAGUACAUCGCCCCAGAGGUCAUCCUGCGUCAGGGGUAUGGUAAACCCGUGGACUGGUGGGCCAUGGGCAUCAUCCUCUAUGAGUUCUUAGUGGGCUGUGUUCCUUUCUUUGGAGACACUCCUGAAGAGCUGUUUGGACAAGUCAUCACUGAUGAUAUAGAGUGGCCUGACGGGGAUGAAGCUCUGCCUAUUGAAGCACAGGACCUGAUCUCCUCUCUGCUGCAGCCUAACCCGCUCAUUCGACUGGGCACCGGUGGUGCAUUUGAGGUAAAGCAGCAUCCAUUCUUCUCAGAGGUAGAUUGGAACAGCCUGCUCCGACAGAAAGCAGAGUUCAUCCCUCAUCUGGAGUCUGAAGAGGACACCAGUUACUUUGACACUCGUUCUGAGCGUUACCACCACAUUCACUCAUACGAUGAGGAUGACACUAAUGAUGAUGAACCCGUGGAAAUCCACCAUUUCCAGUCCUGCUCCCCUCGCUUCAGCAAGGUCUACAGCAGUAUGGAGCACCUGUCUCAGCUGGAACAUAAGCCCCAUGGUGUCACCCUCCGAGAGCACAAGGGCCCGCGGGAGGACAGGGUGGAGAGGAUGGCCAAGAGGGAGAGUCUGGGCAGCCUCACACUCCGAGACAAGAGCUGGAGGACUGGAUCACCAGAACUAAAGCGCCUGUCUUGCUCGGAGUCAUCAUUCACAGAGAGUGACUCCAGCCCUCCUUCUGGAGUCAGAAGGAGGUUCUCUGCUUUGAUGGAUUCACACAGACUGGCCUCAGAUCCAGAGCAGAGCAAGCAGAGCACAGGGAAGACCAGGGGCUCGUCACUAGAGGGCGCUACAGGUGGUGGAAACAACCAGGGAGAUUUGAGGGCAUUUAUGAAAGAGAGUGCAACGAUCACAUCAGGCGACAAGUUGCUCAGACCGGACACUUCUCUGCCUCUGCCAGUCAGUGCCACAGUCCUGGGACUUCCAGACGCUCAGGGGCCUCGAGGGGCCAUCACUGACCUGGUCCUGCGCAGAGCUCACCACCACCAGCUCACCACAGAGGGAGAAAAACGUAAAGUCAUCAAAUCUGCCUCUGCCACUGCUCUUUCUGUCAUCAUUCCUGCUGUUGAACAACAUGGAGCAUCCCUGGCUAGCCCCAUGUCCCCUCGCUCUCUCUCUUCCAACGCCUCGUCCAGAGACUCCUCCCCCAGCAGGGACUACUCCCCCAUGGUCAGCAUCUUACACUCCCCCAUCACCAUCCACCGCUCAGGCAAAAAGUAUGGCUUCACCCUCAGGGCCAUCAGAGUCUACAUGGGGGACAGUGAUGUGUACAGUGUUCAUCACAUGGUUUGGCAUGUAGAGGAGGGUGGUCCUGCUCAGGAGGCAGGGCUGAGUGCAGGUGACCUCAUCACUCAUGUGAACGGAGAGUCAGUCCAUGGGCUUGUCCACACAGAGGUGGUGGAGCUCAUUCUCAAGAGUGGGAACAAGGUGACCGUUACAACCACACCAUUUGAGAAUACCUCUAUUAAAGUCGGUCCUGCUCGCAAGACCAGCUAUAAAUCCAAAAUGGCUCGCCGCAGUAAGAGGAGCGGCGCCAAGGAGGGACAAGAUAAGAAACGCAACUCGUUGUUCCGUAAAAUCACCAAGCAGGCGAACCUGCUCCACACCAGCCGCAGCCUGUCCUCUCUGAACCGCUCCCUGUCAUCUGGAGACAGUCUCCCCGGGUCCCCCACACAUGGCCUGUCUGCGCGCUCCCCCACGCAGAACUACCGCACCAACAUCGAAUCAUCUUAUAUGGGCAACUCAUCUCAGAGCAGCUCCCCGGCCUCCAGCACCCCGAACUCCCCCGCUACCUCCCACCACAUGAGGCCCAGCUCCCUGCAUGGCCUCUCCCCCAAACUGCAUCGCCAGUACCGCUCAGCUCGCUGCAAGUCUGCCGGCAACAUCCCCCUAUCCCCCUUAGCCCACACCCCCUCCCCCACCACAUCAUCUCCUCCUCCGCUCUCUGGACACUCUGUGGGCAGCUCCAAUACAACUCAGACCUUCCCUGCCAAACUCCACUCUUCUCCCCCGGUGUCGCGACCUCGCCCCAAAAGCGCAGAACCACCCAGAUCCCCUUUACUGCAGAGGGUGCAGUCGGCAGAGAAGCUAGGGGCCCCUAUCCUUCCAUCUUCAUCUUCCUCCUCAUCCUCACCUUCUCCUCUGACUGGUGGAGUCUCCCUGCGCAAACACAGCUUGGAGGUGACCCAUGGUGACUACAGAAGGGAGUCAUUUCACUGUGAACAUAGCUUACAGAGUUUGCUAGAAAUUGAAGGGGAAAAUGGACCUGCUCCUCCCUCGCCAUCAUCUUCAUCAUCCCCAUCACCACCACUGGGAGGAGAAAUCACAGGGUUAAAACCUUCACGGAGAAUGGGACGACAAGAAUCUCCUCUGAGUCGCGAAUCUAUACUCACAACUACAGAGAAAGACACUCAAGCGGUUGAACUUAAAGGGCCACUAACCUGCAACGCAGAUGCCAGUACUGUGAGGAGUACAUCUACAACACAUGUAGAAAAAACAUUGGAAGCUGCAGCUGAAACAAAAUCUGGCAAUGUGGAUAAAGGCACAGUCAUUAAGAGUUCACAGUCUGAGUCAGCAGUCUCAAAGAGUAAUGAAAAAAGUGACAGGCAGCAAAGUGCGCAAGCAGACAGCGUGACAAAAACUAAAAAGCAAGAUGGCAAGCAGGCAGAAUGUGGAGCUAGUGAAAAGACAGAAGACAGCAAGACAGACCACGUGACUAAAAGUAAGCAGCAGGAUGGUAAACAACAAAAUGCACUCACAGACCAGGCAAAUAAAAACAAACAACAAGACAGUAAGCAACAAAUUACACCAGUGGAAAAUGCUGCUAAGGCAAAACAGGAUGGCAAGCAACCGAGCCUGCCCACAGACCAAUCAUCUAAAGCUAAACAAGAUAGUAAGCAGCUAAGUGCACUGGGUGAAAAUUCUAAUAAGGCUAAGCAACAAGACAACAAACCUCAAAGUGUGCUAACUGACAGUGGUAGUAAAGCUAAGGACAAGGUUGAAGAUAAAACAAAAACUACACCUGUGUCUGACAAGGCAAGCUCCCAGAAAAAUGCAGAGCCCAUUGCAGCCAAGUCACGCAAAAGUUCAGACACAUCAGAAAAGGCAGAAGGCACAGAAAAAAGUCUAACUACCAAAUCGAAAGGACAAGCACCACCAGCACCAACGCAGGUUCAAGCUGGAAUUACACAUGCUUCAGCAAGGAACAAAUCUGAGAAGCAGUCAGCCAGUAGCUAUCGUACAGGUAAAGACGAGAGAGCUCACUUAGAGGCCCUAGAAGAAAACCCAAUGUCUCCAUCUUCUUGUACGCCCUCACCAUCCUCAAGCAAAUCCAGGCCUAUGUCUCCUGGAGAUAAAAACAGCUUUGUAACUCAACUCACAAGUGUGGCCAAAACUGUACUGGGGCCAAUCAAAGGGGGGUCACAAGAAGGGGUUAAAGUCAAAGACAAAAUCAGUGAAGAAAAGAAAGGAAAUGCAGCAGGAAAAUCUGAGAACGGAGGUGGGCGGAGAGGUGGUCAGUCUGCCCAGUCUGAUAAAACGAACAGCCGAAGCGCCAAGCAUCACUAGUGACAAAGACUUUUCCCACAGACUUUCCCAUGUAAUGCCUUUUACUGUAGCGCCAUACCAACAUAUCAUAAUUAACUGAAAGGGACAAAAUAUCUGAAAAUAAAAGAAAAUGCUUGAAAGACCAAAAAGAUUUUCAAAUAAAGUUGUGAACAAACAGCAUUAGCUCCUGUGGCUAUCAUUAAACAGGCCUGUGUAUGUCCUGAGCACUACAUUGUGUAUAGUUGCAUAGUAAUGCGCGUAUGUCUUAAUGCAUGUUUGACAUUGUACAUGAAUAAUACUGAAAAGGGAAGGUAAAGUGGACCUUAAAGGAGUUAACACUGUGAACAUUUUAAGACAUUUCACCACAGAAAAUGUAUGAAAACUGGAUUCUGUCAUCAGAUAUUUUUGUGAGAAGAUUACAGCAAAUGUUCAUUGUUUGUGAAAUAUGCCGUUUAACAUAAAUCUUAACAAUCUGGCAUCAAAGGUCAUUAAUAUGAUAUUAAGAGCCUGACUGAAAAUAUUUCUAAAUUAUAGAAAACGUUCCCUACUUAUGAAAUAAGAAAACCUUGAAGAAGGACAUUUUGAGAAACUUUUAGUUUUUUAGUUAGUAAAUAAACAUGUGACAAUAGUUGGCAGAAGUUGAAAAAAGAAACCAGUUUUCAUAUGGACAAAUCCAGUACCAUGCUUUUGUCAGUUCAAUCUGUCAUAAUACCACAAUUCCCUCUUCCAUGUUAGUGUGGGUUUUUCAAUUCCCCAGAGUCCACUUUACAGUUAAGAUCACCCCCGACAUGGACCAAGACACCAAAUCGUUCCUAAUGGCGUUUGUUUGGGAUCUGUUUAAAGGGCUGCAUUUCUGUGGUAGAUGAGAUGAACUUGCACAGGGGCACCAUGCUAAUUUCCUAUCAAUUUUGGUGUCCCCGGGUUUUAUGUUUACAUUUGGGACUUUGAGAAGCAGUUAAUGAGAAAGAAAAGGGUUGCAAUAAUCCAAGCAAACAUACAUCCAUCAUGGUGAUAUAUGUGCAGUUUUAUACCUUAGCCUUUUGUGUGAAUAUAUAGCAGAAAUGUUAUUGCAGAUUUUUGAGUUAUUUCAAAUACAGAAAGUGCGCCACGUACCACAAAAUCUAGCACUUAUCAACAAAUAGGCUACAAGUAACCACUCACUCUUUUUCUAUCCAUUCAAAUAUAUGUAAUUUUUAUUGCUAUGUGUAAAAAAGUGCCAGUGUUUUAUUUAGGGAUAUUGUGCUAUUUUUGUUUACAAUAUGUAGAAUAUUAUGCAAUCCAACAGUGCCCGGUUCUACCAAACUGAGCACCAACCUGGUCAGUUGUAGAUUAAUAAAAAAAAAAAAGAAAAAAGCCUGGAUUAGAUUGUCAGUUUAGUGGUGAGUUUGUGAUUGUCUAAGAUGUUAGAAAAUAAAAGACAAUUGUGGAUAGAUGGCUCAGAGUUGUAUAAGACUGCCACCUGGUGGACUAAAUCAGACCAAAAGAUUGACAAAUAUUUUCAAUUGUAAAAGAUGUCUUCUUGUGAAUAUCUCAGUCUUUUGAUUCUGGUAGAAAAAGAAAAAAGAUGAACACAUAUUCCAUAAAUGUCAUAGUGUAUCCAAUGUAAUGGUUUAAAACAUAUUUAAACCAUCAUUAGUGCACUGACUGAUUUUGUGUUAUGUGAUAAAAUUGCACUUUAUUUUGUGCUAUUUAGCCUAUUUCUAUGUUUUAUUUAUAACAUUUUAUUUAUUAUUUUACAUCUUUGUAUUCAUAUUUUGAUUUGUCAUGUUUUCAAAUAUGAGGAUUACCAAAUCCAUUUGGUUUACCGUUAAGAUUAUUAUUCCUUGAAGCUAAAAGGUACCAUGUCAUGUCUGCUCUGUGUUCUGUACAUCAACAACUAUCUCUGAAUAUUGUUGCUCUUUUUCAUUCUGUUGGUACCUAAUUGCUAGCCAUUGUUGUGAAAAAUACAUUGCAAAAAAGCCACAC
Boleophthalmus pectinirostris (great blue-spotted mudskipper) is the source of this 7891-nucleotide messenger RNA. Its product is annotated as microtubule-associated serine/threonine-protein kinase 1-like. Gene Ontology annotation, biological process: intracellular signal transduction; peptidyl-serine phosphorylation. The record is from RefSeq and is a predicted model, not a curated record. Gene Ontology annotation, molecular function: ATP binding; magnesium ion binding; protein serine/threonine kinase activity. Lineage: Eukaryota; Metazoa; Chordata; Actinopteri; Gobiiformes; Gobiidae.